Penicillium samsonianum is the source of this 678-nucleotide messenger RNA. RefSeq lists its product as uncharacterized. The transcript is spliced from 3 exons. The record is from RefSeq and is a predicted model, not a curated record. NCBI's taxonomy places the organism in Eukaryota, Fungi, Ascomycota, Eurotiomycetes, Eurotiales, Aspergillaceae. The coding region runs from base 1 to 678 and encodes 225 amino acids.
AUGGACUACCUCGUGCACGAAGAACAGGCAAACAAUGACACGGAUUUCUGUCCAAUUCCCAAAACAUCACAUGAAGAUGUCCAGAAUGACACUCAAAAAUUACCAAAGUCGCUGCUAGCACAGAAGGAGGCACAGAGGGAAGCACAAAGAAAAGCACAAAGAAAGUUUCGAAGGAAUCAAAAUGAUAAAAUACAGCAAGAACAGAAGAAAAUUGCCAAACAAAGCAGGGAAAUUGAGGAAAAUCGGGGCAGGCUUGAAGCACAAAGCAGAGAGCUUGAGAAGGAACAGAAGACCAGGCAAGGUUUAGAGCAGCAAGUUCAGCAGCUUAAGGCCGAGAAUAUGCAGCUCAAGCUGAGUGCUGAAAAGUGGGAGCAGAACUCUACGGUCCUGCAAGGGAGCGUAAAAGAUUUACAAAGGAGCCUCGGUCUUCUGUGGGGAGAGUCCGGUGUCAUAUGUCGCAAUGGUAAUCAAUCAAGCGCAGGAAGUACGACUCUCAGCCCCUCCACCAGUCAAUCAGGCACUGAGACUCACGUUGCCCCCCGCAACUUCUCCCUCCUUUCAAAUUUCCCCAGAAAAGAAGCGCAACUCCGGCCGAUGAUAUCACCCAUCUCACCCAUGUUCGAGCAUCAGGUAACCAACAAGCCUCACUUUGCGUACCGCGCCAUUAGAAGGUAUUGA